AGAUAAGGGGAGGAGUCGCUCACUGACAAGAGGGAGACUGGCUUUUCUGAGUUUGUCAGCUCCCCCUAAAAUAGCAGUCAGCGCGUAAAUGUGAACCGAAAUUACGUUUAUCCACUGGAGUCACCGAUAUAGAGUGUCUAUAUACAGCGGGUCGACUUGGGAGUAAAAGGACAUUUUUCCAAGGAGGACAAAACACCAGAGAGCUGAAAGCCAAGGAUGCAUUGAAUGAAAAAUAAGAGAUAGAAGCUGAACAUUCUUGGUCCAAUAAAGAGGAUAGUGUUUCUCUGAUUAUUUGAUUGUGGUGUGGUCUGCUGAAGAGAGCAUCGAGAAGAGUGAAAGGGUGUAUACAAGAAAAGAAGAGACUGUUGCACAAUGUACUAGGAGAGUGGGGCGAGAAAGCGUGUUGUUUUUCUGAUAUUGUAGAGGUGUCAGAGAGACCCAGGAAAGGACACAGUCAUGGGGCGGAAGAAGAUACAGAUCACCAGGAUCAUGGAUGAGAGGAACAGACAGGUUACCUUCACAAAGAGGAAGUUUGGCUUGAUGAAAAAGGCCUAUGAGCUGAGCGUACUAUGUGACUGUGAGAUAGCCCUCAUCAUUUUCAACAGCUCUAACAAACUGUUCCAGUACGCCAGCACAGACAUGGACAAAGUGUUGCUGAAAUACACAGAGUACAACGAGCCCCACGAGAGCAGAACCAACUCUGACAUUGUAGAGGCGCUAAACAAGAAAGAACACAGAGGUUGUGAUAGCCCGGACCCCGAUGCCUCAUAUGUCCUCACUCCUCACACAGAAGAAAAGUAUAAAAAAAUUAAUGAGGAGUUUGAUAAUAUGAUGAGAAAUCAUAAAAUCCCCACAGCAUUGCCUCAGCAGAACUUCUCCAUGCAUGUGGCAGUGCCUGUAUCCAACCCUAAUGCCAUGUACCAGGCAGGAGGGACUCUGGGCAGCCAGGCCCUGGCAGCAGCCACGGCCUCUCUGAGCGAGAGCGGGAUGCUGUCCCCUCCACAGGCCUCUCUGCACAGGAAUGUUGGUUCCAGCGGAGGUUCCCAGAGGCCAACCAGUGCAGGCAGUGCAGGUGGCAUGCUGGAUACUACAGACCUUUCAGUGCCAAGUGGUGCGGGCUCCAGCCCAGCGGGGAAUGGUUUUGUUAACCCCAGGGGCUCACCGGGCCUCCUCAGCACACCCAGCGGCAAUGGCCUGGGUAAAGUCAUGCCCACCAAGUCUCCGCCACCCCCUGGAGGGAACAUGGGAAUGGGAAGCCGCAAGCCAGACCUAAGGGUUGUUAUUCCUCCAUCAAGCAAAGGAAUGAUGCCCCCACUGUCGGAGGAGGAGGAAAUGGAUUUGAGCACCCAGAGGAUAAGCAGUUCCCAGUCCACCCAGCCGCUGGCCACUCCAGUAGUGUCUGUCACCACCCCCAGUUUACCCCCACAGGGUCUGGUCUACUCAGGCAUGCCCACCUCCUACAAUCCUGCUGAGUACUCCCUGAGCAGUGCAGAGAUCUCUUCCCUACAGGGCUUCAGCUCUCCUGGGCUCUCACUGGGCUCCAUGUCGGCAUGGCAACAGCAUCAACUGGGCCAGGCAGCUCUUAAUUCUUUGGUUGGUGGAGGUCACCUACCUCAGGGCUCCAACCUAUCCAUCAGCACCAGCCAGAGCAUAAAUAUCAAGUCCGAGCCCAUCUCACCACCACGGGAGCGCGUCACCCCAUCUGGCUUCCCUCUGCAACAGCCGCAGCAAGGGUCCAGCCGACAGGAAGUUCUGGGACGUUCACCUGCCGACAGCCUCAGCUCGUCUUGUAGCUCAUACGACGGCAGCGAUCGCGAGGACCACCGGCCAGACUUCCACUCCCCGCUGGGACUGGGCAGACCCCCUGCUGGCUCUGAGGAUAGGGAGAGCCCGUCAGUCAAGCGCUUGCGCAUGGACACAUGGGUGACAUAAAGAGCCCUGAUCAAGCCUCCAGUCACCAGCCAGCCAGAGAAGGGGAGGGGUUAGACAUGGAGAUAAAAGAAAGAGCAAGGGUCCUUAGAGCUAUCAUUAUGAUACUAUUAUUCAACUCCACUUCAAUUUGUAAGACUGAGAUGUAAUGUAAUAUGACGUGUCAGGACAUAUCUAAAGUAAAUUCUCAAGCUGAUAACAGUAAGAUUUUUAAAAAAAAAUCAGUUAGCUGGACUGAAUUAUAUGCACAAGCAGGUGGUAUCAGGUACUUGGUGCAAUUCAGACGACGUUUGCAGAAGAAAGAUGUUCAGAGAGAAUUGUUAAACAAUAGGCGGUAGAUUAUUGUAGUCACUGGUCUAGUCAGACACUUACAUGUAGUUGCUGUUUUGCUGUUGUGCUCGCAAGUUGCAAACAAUCAGAGAAAGUUGUGUUGCUUUGAGGCUGAGGACCCUUUUAUAUGAUGUUCACUGCACAAACUAUCUCUAAAAUCAUGCUGUAACCAUACAAGACCUUUAUCUCAAGUGGCCUCUUCUAAUUUAUUGAUUCAGUCGAUCAGGAGACACAGAGCACAUGGAGUUCAUUGAUAUCACACAGGAAUUUUGACUAUACAGUAAAUAAUUGCAACAGUUGAGACAACUUUAGCGAACACGUGAAACAAUAAUGUUGGAGAUAAAAGUAAAAUAGCAACAGAAUUUAUUGCAAUAAUGACAAACUAUUCAUUUUAUAAUUUAAAAGAGUAGGAUAUAUUAAUGUGCAAUUAAGAUAGUGCGAACCUGUCCAGUUGAACUGGUGAGAAAGUCAACAUGUUCACAUUUGUGUAACAGUUCAUCAGUAAUAUAAGCCAAAGCUGUUCUUUUGUGUUGUUUUGUACAGUUGCUAUGAUUUCCUAACAAUUCACUCAAAUGCACCAUUUCUUUCAUCAUAGUUUUUAUUUUUUAAUGUGCUUUAUUAUAGUGUAAAGUCAUGUAAACCAGAUCUUGAAUCAAUAUCGAAAGCCAUGAACAUUUGCUGUUCUGUUUGUAUAAUUGAAAAAAAUUUGAGCCAAACAUUGUCUUUUUGUUGUGUAAAUAGCGACUUUAAUAUAUAUUACCAGGGUGUGAGUACAUACUGAAUGUACUGUAUGAUCACCGUUUUCAAGAAAAGUAUAUUUUUGUGGUUUACAGCCAAGUUUACAAGAGUAGACCCUCAGAAAGUCGAUGAUUCACUGGUCAAUAUUUGCUAUUUCGUUGAGUCUCUCUAAAUUGAACAUAACCCCCCCCCCCAUGUGUUUGAGUUCCAGAUGGUCAAUUUGUUUUGUCUCUUUAUUAGUGGUGAUUGUUUGUCCUGAAGACAUUGUAGAAAAAAACAAUGCUGUGAGGUUGAAGUUCCACUAUUUUCAUAUUUUUUUGAAGGAUGAUCACAAGGCUAGGGGAAAUACUUUCUUCCCACUUAUUGUGUUAGCUUGUCUUAGUUGUAUUUUGGCAGCUGCUGAAUACACUGCCACCAUUCAAUUUCCAAGGUCCCAGCCCCACAUUGAAGAAUAAUCUAUUGUUUUUGCAUGUAGCUCAACUGAAAGACAUGGCAUCUCUCAAUUUUCCAUUUCCACCAUCCUGUUAUUGCUUCACAGAAUUGAACAUGGCAGAAGUGGCUCUCACAGAACUGAUAAUGCCUGUGUCCAUGUAUGGUUGUAAAUAUUGCAGUCUACUUGAAUUAUUAGUCAUAAUAAUUAUGUGUAAAAAAAAACACUCUUGUUUCCUUAAUUGGCUCAAGAAAUUGUAUCUUUAUACCCACGCCCCAUUAUUAAGAGCACUGCAUCCCCAGGAACCUUAGGAGCCGUAAAACUUAAAAUUUAAAGGUGUUGAAGUCAUGUGCUAUGGACAGAAGGGGACAAAAAAAAGGGGCUGUGACUUUUUUUCUUUCCCAUCCUCACAGAAACAGAUCAUUCAGCAGCUAAAUCAUAAUACGACACACUGACUGACUUCAAUCUCACUGCUGAAAGGCACACAUUUGUAUGAGAAGUUUGCUGUACGAGAGAGAGGUGUUGCUCUGCAUUCGCCACGGCACAUCUUGUGUGCGUCUCUGAGGUUUGCUGGCCUCCGCCAACCCCCCCGUCAUCAGCUCCACAGUAGUUCACAGUUUACGCCCGUAAUGAAUCUAUGCAGUUUUAACCCCAGUUCACACGAAACACACAGAAGAUGAUGUCAUUACAGGUCAUAUUUAGUCUGCGAUGCAUGAAGAAGAAGAGAGUAGACUGUUAGCCUCUUAUUCUGAAGUGCCCCAGCUGAGAGUUACUGGACUACAAGCUACAUAUAUAUUUAUAAUACAUUUCACCGAUUGAUUUAUUUGGAUACCCCAGGGCAAUCUUCCUCAUGUUCAUAUAUAUAUUGGUAGACAUACUUUAUAUAAUGUAUAGUGAUCCAUAAUGUAAUCCAGUUUAACACAGCAGGUGAAAAUAGCAAUAAUAAAUGACUACAACAAAAACUGUCUGCCUGUCUCGGCAGCAUCACCUCGUAGUUGAGCACAUAUUUUAGCACUCAAUAACAUAUCAGGGAAUUUUGUAGUUGCUCUAUCUAUAUGCACAGUUAGGAAAAUGCCUUAUCCCAAAGAAAAAUUACACCACUCUUAUUUUCUCUCCGUUCAAGUUGCAGAUAUCACUCAAACUCGACCAGACCUGCCUCUUCUCAGAUAGGACUCACACAAGAAACAUGCCUGGCGGAUGCACCGCGAUAUGCUUUGCUCUUUUGGUCUUUGUCCAAAUUGUGCACAACUGAUGAAUGUGAAAGGAAAGGGUAAUCAAUGAACCUCUGUAGAGGACUUUCUUCACUUUGCUGUGCAAGAGUACACUGCUUUGCUUCAUGGCUUUUAUAAACAGAACUACGUGUUUGGUAAGUGUUUGUAGUUGAUAGUUCACUUAACUAAAGAAGCUGUUUUCGGUUUGAACGCUCAGACCGUUUGGCGGCACAAGCUGGACUUUGUUGCCAAUAAUGAAAUUAUUUGUUUCAAAAUCGAAAUAGAUUUUAAGUUAAUCUACAUUUUAUUUCCCUUGAAUGUGUUAUUUUAUUUUCGUCAUACAAUAAAUAUUCAAGUGAACUUUUUAUUAAACAAUUAAGAUACUAUGCUAGAUGUUGUUGUACAAAAUUUGUAUUCUUCACAAAAGUACAAAAUAUUGGCUUUUAAUGUGUAAUUUAGGUUAUCUCUCUUAUUCUGUAUAAAAUGAAGUAAACAACUCUUUCAUAGAAUUUGUUCUCCUGUGAAGUCCCAAACAGUAGAAACUGUCAACUUUAUUAAACACCUCAGUGUAUGCUCAAUCUGAA
This is a messenger RNA of Acanthochromis polyacanthus (spiny chromis), 5222 nucleotides long. It is a transcript of the gene mef2aa, whose product is annotated as myocyte enhancer factor 2aa. The transcript has 12 exons. Gene Ontology annotation, biological process: positive regulation of transcription by RNA polymerase II; cell differentiation; heart development. Lineage: Eukaryota; Metazoa; Chordata; Actinopteri; Pomacentridae. The coding region runs from base 457 to 1932 and encodes 491 amino acids. The record is from RefSeq and is a predicted model, not a curated record. Gene Ontology annotation, molecular function: RNA polymerase II cis-regulatory region sequence-specific DNA binding; protein dimerization activity; histone deacetylase binding.